Molecule: messenger RNA, 3167 nt
Organism: Drosophila sechellia
Lineage: Eukaryota; Metazoa; Arthropoda; Insecta; Diptera; Drosophilidae
Gene: Cpr50Ca
Product: Cuticular protein 50Ca
Exons: 4
Coding region: 1-2451 (816 amino acids)
Cellular component (GO): extracellular matrix
Source: RefSeq, a predicted model, not a curated record
AUGGAAAUGGCUAUCUGCGGCGGUGGCAUCCCCACCUUAAUGCUACUGAUCCUGACUGCGAUCCUAAGUUUGAGUCAAGCUGCAGAUACCUGGCAGCGUUUACCAUCCCUAGAAACGUUUUCCUCAUAUGAGGAUAUGCAGCGUUACUUUGAUCAGCGCAAUUUCCGCAGCAUGCGGCAUAUUGACAAUCCCACGGGUGACACCUACUUGGCAGCCUUCAAUCAGUACAAUGAGCAAGUGCAGGAUCAGUCACCAAAACGGGUGAGCCAAACCCACUCCAGGAUCAAGCGUGAGCAACGUCAACUGCCAACGGCACCAAGAAUGCUGCGUUUCGAACUGGCAGAUGCCGUGGAGCCAAGUCCGGAACUUAAGCAAAUCCUACGGCAAUAUCAGUCCAGAGCCCUCAAGGAAAAUCCUACUGCUGCGAGUCCAGCCAGUACCACUCAGGCACCGACUCCUGCAGGUAGUCCCACCAUGGCCACAAAAACCAAGACCCGGAAACCACGUCGACAGAGGCGAUCAGUUGUGGGCGCCCAGCUGCCGGCGGAUUUUAAAGUUAAAAUGAUUCCUUUCGAAGAAACUGAUGCUAGGGAGCCCGAUCCCAUCACAGCUCAGCUGAUCAAGAAGGCGCGCUCCCUGGAUCUCCAGAGUCAGGCCACCAGAUCCACAGACUUUCGCCAGGCUAAGCCCCAAGUGGCCAGGAAGCAGCCUAUCCAGGUGAGAAUUCGCAAGACAAAGCGCUCCAAGCGUUCAGCUCCGCAGAUGAUCAAAUUUGAGUUGGCGGAUGCCAAGGCCAUGCCCCAAAGAUCCGGCAAGCAAAUGGCAACUGAAGCUGUACCCACCCUACUGACCAUGGAAACCCAGAGGAAUAAGACCAAAGCUCAGCAGCUGACCACACCCACUCCUCGGGUGGAGGAUAAUGAUAUACUCACUGGUGAAGCCACGGCGGAAACCAAACGCAUGUAUGUUUACAAAGAGGCUCCUGUCAGUUCUGGACAUGUGAAGACAAAGAAAUCCCUGAGCACUCUGCCCCAUGAAGUGCAGAAGGUCAUUAGCCAGCUGAUGAAAGAUGGAUUGGGUGGCAAGGCGUAUGUCAAGUAUCUUCCUGCCCAGAAAUCCGACUACGAGCACUACAAAGCCAAAUCCUUGUCCUAUGGUGGCAAGCCUUUAGUUAACUAUGUAAAGUACAUCAAUAAGCCGGCUGAACCAGCGGCAUCUCCAACUCCUGUUCAAGUGCACAUCCAACCAGUUCCUGUGGUGGAGCAACUGCGCUAUGUUUACAAGCCCCACUAUGCAGCAGCUGCUCCCACAAUAGCCCAACCCAUUGUGGUUCAGGAGGCCCCAGCUCCCACAGCUGCAGUGGAGGAAGUGCAUCACACCUACACCGCAGAGCUGGCACCGCCGCCCACGCAGAGUGUUGAGGUGGUUGUACCUCAAUUUAGACCUUCUAAGCCAGAUCCUCUGCUGUCGGAAGCUCCUGCCAUCUAUGGGAAGCCCCAGGAGGAGACCUACAACUCCUACGAGCUCCAGCCAGAGGCAUCGCCCCUGAUCAAAAUCGAGUACCACGCCCAGCCGGAUAGCAUCAAUGAGCACUACAAACGGCUACCCGAGUUCCAGCAACUGUCCACGCUUAUUGGCAAGUCUCCGGACGAUCAGAUCCAUGGCCUAACCUACCUCCUGGCCAAGGAGAUGCAGGCCAAGCUGCAGAGGCAGGGCAAACAGCUGGUGGAUCGCCCGCAGGACAGCACAGCUCCGAUUCUCUUCCAUCCCGGACAAGGCGCCUCCCCGGCACCUACUUUGAAAACCCUAUUGGAGCACGGAUCGCUUGGGGUUCAGCCUGGUCGAUUGAUUGGAAUGGCCAAGACCAAGCAGUAUGUGCCCAUCAUCGAACCGGGCAACAACGAUGUCAAGGAGCUGCCCGCUGCGCCCAGCAGCGAGGCCUCCAAGCUGCCCACUCCGAGUUCCUACAUCGAUUACACCCACGGACAUGGCCUAUCCAACGGGUAUGAAGGUGUGACCAAUGCAGAGGAGCCGGUUACCACAGUGGAGCAUGUGGUGCACCAUCCCACGGUGGCCACGCAGCUGCAUCACCAGGUCCUACUCCCAAAGCCGCAGCACCACCACCAUCAGCAGCAACACCACGGACUUGUGGCCACUGUCCUUCCGGCGGAACUGGACUCGGACAAGGGCGUGAAUGGUCUGCACUUCGUACACAGCGAUGAGGACAAGUCGCUGCAGCAGUACGCCUCAAAGUAUGCGUUCGGUUAUCGCAUACGUGAUUUCCAUACCGGCAACGAUUUUGGCCACAAGCAGAAUCGUGAUCUCCACGGCGUGACACGCGGUCAGUACCACAUCCUUUUGCCGGACGGAAGGAUCCAGAACGUCAUCUACCACGCCGACGACACGGGCUUCCAUGCGGAUGUCAGCUUCGAAGGCGCCACGAAGCAUUGAAACUGGUCUACAAACGGGCCCAAUGUGCAAUCUAAGCUAGGUUAUCCAUAAGGUUCACUUCCAGAAAACAAAACGUACAUACAUAUGUGGAACAGGACACUAUGAGGUGUCUGUUAAUUGAAGGCUAUUUAUUUGCAAAAGAAGCCUUACUCAUUAACUCAUCGAAAUGCUCUUAACUUGGCUAAAGAUUCUCGCAGGUUAUGCGAAAAAGUUAGGUAGCCAUUGCUCAAAACCAUUAAUUUCAAUUACAUUUAGCAUAAGUUUAAACUAUUUUUAAGAGAAUUACUUCAUUACCAAAUAAGCAACUAUGAUUUCUUAAAUAUUUAACAAUUGAAAAAUUUCCAAAAUGAUGCCCUUUUAUAGUAAGAAUACAAAACUGUUAACUCUUUCUAAGAUAACUUUGUAUAGACUUAAAGAUUCAUGCAAUUCGAAGCAUUCUUCAAAUGCAAUCAUUAGACAUUCAAUGAAAAAGCAUACGCCCCAGAAAUGGCCACUCAUUGUUUUAUUGUUCAACUAAAUACCAAAUAGUGACAUUCUACAAUUCUCCGUUCUUGUUCAAAUGCUAUCAUAUAUACUGUGUGAUUUCCAUCUCAUUUGCGAUUGCUCGAGUCGAGCAUUAAAAUUAGUAUAAGCCCAUGAAAAAUGUAUUUGAAAUUAGGAAGCCAGUGCAAUAGACAAUGUGUUUAAUCGAUGUGCAAUAAAGUGAAAUCAAUAAA